AUGCCAUCCUAUGUGAUCACAGGCGUCUCCAGGGGGAUCGGGUACGAGUUCCUCCGCCAGUACUCCAGCGACCCGAGCAACACCGUCAUCGGCAUUGUCCGUAACAAGCCUGCAACCGACAAGAAGGUCUCGGAGGACGCGGACCUGAAGGACCGGACCAACAUCCACAUUCUUGAGGCUGACUGUACCGACUACAACGCUCUGAAAGCGGCCGCCGAGGCCACGGCCAAGAUUACCGGCGGCACACUCGACUAUCUCAUUGGCAACGCGGGCCUCGUGUCGAAGUUCGAUGCAUUCGACCCCAUCGGCGAGCUUGGCAAGCAGCCCGAGCUGUUGACCAAGACGCUGCGGGAGCUCUUCGAGAUCAACGUGAUCGGCCAAGUGCACCUGAUCAACCUGUUCUUGCCGCUGCUGCUCAAGGGUCAGACCAAGAAGGUGGUCAUCGUCUCGACCGGCCUGGCCGACUUCGAGCUCACCAACAAGUACGACUUGGAGCUCGGCUCGCUGUACUCGGCCAGCAAGGCUGCCGUCAACAUGAUCGUGGCCAAGUUCAGCGCCCAGUACAAGAAGGACGGCGUGCUCUUCCUCGCCCUGAGCCCCGGCAUGGUCGAUGUGGGCCAUUACAAGGAAUUGACUCCAGAACAGCUGCAGGCCAUGGGCAGCAUGUUGACCAAGUUUGCCGACUAUGCGCCGCACUUCAAGGGCCCUCUCACGCCGGAGCAGUCGGUGACUGCUUGCCGGAAGGUGAUUGCGGAAGCCAGCAUCGAGAAGGGCAACGGUGGCGACUUCAUCUCGCACCUCGGGACCAAGAGGUGGCUGUAG
Messenger RNA from Thermothielavioides terrestris NRRL 8126, 822 nucleotides. RefSeq lists its product as uncharacterized. The record is from RefSeq and is a predicted model, not a curated record. NCBI's taxonomy places the organism in Eukaryota, Fungi, Ascomycota, Sordariomycetes, Sordariales, Chaetomiaceae. Gene Ontology annotation, molecular function: oxidoreductase activity, acting on the CH-OH group of donors, NAD or NADP as acceptor. The transcript is spliced from 5 exons. The coding region runs from base 1 to 822 and encodes 273 amino acids.